UGUGAUAUUUAUUCUUUGUAAUAUUUUUUCCAUGGAUAUGACUUGUGAGUCAUUUUUAUAAACCAACGCCAAACAUGAAUCAAUGUUUCUUAUUUGAAAACUCCGAACAAACAACAUUAGCAGGAGGCACUCGCGUUGGGGUCGCUCAUCAACGACGAGAAGAAACUUUGCGACUGCCAGUUCGACCUCUAGAAACAGUCUUACGUGGCCGCAUGUGCCGUUAUGUACGACAAGCUUCAGCGCAGCCGUCGCUUGGACGCGGUGCAGAGCGGUUGCUCCACGCUGUUCAUUGUCAAGCAGGGGACCCCAUGGUCGUCGCCAACGUCGGCGACUCUCGGGUUAUUCUGGGCAUCACAUUCGACGACUACGCCAUCAUGUCGUCCAGCUCGUCAUCCACCUAAAGCCCAACCUGCCACGUAAGUCGCAACUGACCGACAAUAAAUUCUUGUGCAUUGGGACGAUGGUCGUUGCUGACGUUGUGUGAGUGUCGUUGAACAUGAUGUAUGUAGAGGAGUAACGCAUCUGGUGGUGCAACGGCCAGGGGUACUACCUUGCUGAUGAGCCUACGGUGCACUUCGUUUUACAGCCCAACCAAGAGUCAUCAGUACUCGAUAUGUUGUGCGCGUUCGACGACUAUUAUAUCGAGGAUCGUGGCGUCAUCUUGACGCAUGAGGUGACACAGAGGAGGACCGACAACAAUGACCAGUUCGUCAUCCUCGCCACCGUUGGGGUAGCUUUUGUGCCGACUUGCCUUUAAUUCUCUUCACAAACACACACACUUGCCUUUUUUUAAGCAAAAGUGUAUGGUGGUACGUGUCUGAUGACUAACGAUGUACGGGGGAAUUUCUUCCUACAUGUGUGGAACAUGCUCUCCAAUGAUGAGACCAUUCAAAUCGUGACAUAUAUCGAAGUUUGCAUGAUAUUGAUGGUUGCAAUGUAGUGGUGAAACAUAUAGAUUAAAAUAACAAAAUUUAUGUAUGGCCAGAAUCACAAAUUGAUUAUAAAACAUUUUCUCAUAAUGAUAUAACACAUAUUUUGUAUAUAAGUUAUCGUAGUAUACUUGUAUUAUAUAUUCUCAUUGCAACCCAUGGGCACUCAGCUAGUUUAACUAUUAUAUACCUAAUGCAAAAUGGCACUGGUAUGAUGUUGUUUUGCAACUAAAUAUAAAACGUGCCCGACAUGGUUUUGCAAAUAAAUAUAACUCAGCUAAUAAAAUAAACCUCGGAGUCCACUAGAGCCUUCUUUGCCAAGUGUAAGGCCAGCAAACACUCGGUAAAGGCUCCAUCACCGUCGCUUGGUACGUGAUGAUGACUUUUUUUGUCGAGUGCCCGACAAAAAAAUACUCGGCAAAAAAGCCGUUGCCGAUGUACAGUUCACUGAGACCUUUUUGUCGAGAGACACUCGACAAAAGACUUUGUCGAGAGUUUUCUAGGCUUUGCCAAGUGCCUGAAGAACUCGGUAAAACAGAUGUGUCCGGUAGUGAUUGUUUAUACAAGCGAGGACUACAGUCGCUGAAUGACAUCACCUCGUCGCUGCGAAGAGGAUGUAGCCCUUGGAGUCCUUUUUUUAUUUGUGCAGUGCAGCCUAGAACACUCUAGAGGCAAAAGAGCGAUGGCUUAUGUUGAGACCAGACCAAUGCCGUUGGAUGAGAAUCUCGCAUGAGAAUCUCGCGGUUGAUGUGAGGUAGGGUGACAUGGAUGAACCGGAGGGAGGAUUUGCCCCCACUGUGAAUAUAACACAUGAUUGGUUGUAGGUAGGGAUGGCAGUGGGUACGGUUAUGGGUAACCCGUCGGGUACAGAUAUGGUGGAUUUUCGUAUCCGCGGGUACGGAUAUGGAUACUAUAUAGUAUCCAGGGUUAUUAAUUUCGCGGGUAUGGAUAUAUGCUAUCCAUAUCCGUCACCCAUUGGGUAUGACAUGUGGACCCACUCCUAGUCCCAUGCGCAUGCGCCAGCCGCCAGCCCCGUGGGCCGUGAGUCCUUGAGACCUUGACCCAAUCACCCAACGUCCCAGUGACCCAGUCCAGGCUCCCAAGUCCCAGCGCCCUCUUCAAUCCGGCGACAUCUAGCGAGCAGCAAGUCGCCAAGUCCUAACCCUAGCCACCAGGCUGCAGACCUGCAGUGCUCCACGUCGACCACGCACGCGCUCUAGCAAAUCGCCCGACCUGAGCACGACCUGAGCGCCCCGCCUCUCCCUCGGCCUCGGGCACCUUUGCGUCCGGCCAUCCGCCUAGGGCGCAGCCGCGCAGGCAGUUGCUGGCUUGCAGUCGUCCAGGUUAGUGCUUUUGCACUUCAUCAUUUGUUUGCCCUUGCACACAGUGAGUCAGUGACACAGCACACUAGUAGAGGCGUUGCUUUUUUUGUUUGCUGCCCACACUAGGCCUUCUCUGUUUAUACAGAUUGUGAAUUUGUGAUGUCAACUCCCAACGAAAAUAGCAACACUCAAUUUCAACCUCCCUCAUCUCAAGCAUCUGUUGAGGGUGGAAGUGGGCUUCCAGAGAAUGUGAUUAAUGUUGAACAAGAUGGUGAUGAGGAUGAUGAUGAAGUAGAAGAAAAUGGGAGAAAAAGAAAAUUGAAAUCUGUAGUGUGGAGUGAAUUCAAGAGGGUAAAUGUUGGAGAUAUUUGGAAGGCAAAGUGUAAUUAUUGUUCAAAGAAGCUUUCGGGUGUAACAAAGAAUGGUACAUCUCAUUUGAAAGCCCAUCUAGAGACAUACAUCUAUCGAAAGAGGAAUCCUACAGAUAAGGUACAAAGCUCUUUGUGGUUCACAUCUAGUAGCGAACAAGGACAAGUGUCGGUGAAGGAGUAUGUUUUCGACCAAGAUGUGGCGAGAAAGGCCCGUCCUGAAAUGGUUGUUUUGCAUGAAUAUCCAUUGUCCAUUGUGGAUCAUGUUGGUUUUAGAAGGUACUCAAGUUCUCUUCAACCGAUGUUUAAGAUGAUCACUAGAAACACUUUGAAGAAUGACAUCAUUGGGAUUUAUGAGAUUGAGAAGAAGACCUUGAGCUUUAUGCAGAAGAAUAAUGCAAGAAUUGCAAUAACGACUGAUAUGUGGACAGCUGAGAAUCAAAAGAAAGGCUAUAUGACUGUUACCGGUCAUUUUAUUGACCAAGGAUGGCAGCUUCGAAGUUGUAUUUUGAGGUUCAUUUAUGUUCCAUAUCCACAUACUGCUGAAGCACUUAGUGAUGUUCUUAUGAAAUGUCUAAUGGAUUGGCACAUUGAUAAGAACAUAUAUACCUUAACCCUUGAUAAUUGUUCCACUAAUGAUGCACUCAUCACAUUGAUGAAUCGAAAGUUGAGAGGAAAGAAACCUUUGUUGGGUGGCAAGCUGUUGCAUAUGCGUUGCUCCGCGCACAUAUUAAAUUUAAUUGUCAAAGAUGGUUUGGAAGUAAUGGGUAGUGGGAUUGAAAAGAUUAGAAAUAGUGUUGCAUUUUGGUAUGCUACUCCUAAAAGGCAUGAGAGAUUCCAAGAAAUAGCUGCACAAGUUAAUGUUGAAUGCAGCAAGAAAUUGUCACUUGAUUGCAAAACAAGGUGGAACUCUACUUAUAUCAUGCUUAGUGUUGCUAUUUGUUACAAAGAGGCUUUUGAUCGUUUGGCUGAAUGUGAAGGAGCUUAUGAUUUUUCUCCAAGUGAGGAUGAAUGGAAGUUUGCUAGUGAAGUUUGCGAUAGGUUGAAAUUGUUCUAUGAAAUUACCAAAUUGUUUUCUGGAACACAAUAUGUAACAGCUAAUGACUUCUUUCCAAAGAUAUGUGCAAUUAGAGGACACAUGAGCAAGUGGCUAGAGUGUGAUGAUGAGUUAAUCAAGUCCAUGUCAAAUCGUAUGAUUACAAAAUUUGAUAAAUAUUGGACUGACAUUCAUGGUCUAAUGGCUAUUGCUGUUGUUCUUGAUCCAAGAUACAAAUUUGGAAUGUUGAAAGCAUGCUAUACACGUCUAUUUGGUGCACAAAGUAGAGCAAUGCUAGAGAUAGAAAAUGUGAGGAAAUUAUUUGAUGAACUGAUUAAAGAGUACAACAACAAAUGCAUUAAACCUGUUACUAGUGGUGGACAAAAUGCAUCAUCAUCUUGUGUUUCUAAUGCUUCCACAUAUACGGAUGAGUUGUUCUCUGCCAUGGAGGAAGAGCUCGAUGACAUGUGCAGUGAUGAAGAAAAGGCUAAGUCUGAGCUUGAUCUUUAUGUGGAUGAAGGUCGUAUUCCCAAGUCAAAGGAAUUUGAUAUAUUAGGCUAUUGGAAAAUUUAUGGGAUACGGUACCCUACUAUAAGGAUGAUAGCCCGUGACAUAUUUGAUAUUCCUGUUACAACUGUCGCUUCAGAGUCUGCUUUUAGUACUAGUGGCAGAGUGCUAAGUGAUCAUCGAAGUCGACUUACUCCCAAAACUUUAGAGGUUUUGAUGUGUGCACAAAAUUGGCUUCGUGUUGGUCAAGCAAAAGGAAAAGAAGAUUAUAUGGGUUUGUGGACUUGUCUUGAAGAUAUACAAGAAGAACUUGUGGAACUCUCCUUUGGAUUCUCCACAAUGCCAAAUGAAGAAAUUUGAAGGAAAAUUCACAGGAUGUCAAAUGAAGUUGAAUGCCAUUCAGCCAUGCUCAUUACAAUAAUUUGUUGUUGCAUUUUGAAAACUAUGUAUGACUAUAAUUUCAUUCCAAGAACAUGUUUUAUGAUGUAUUGUAUUGUC
Messenger RNA from Zea mays, 4660 nucleotides. RefSeq names its product zinc finger BED domain-containing protein RICESLEEPER 2-like. The coding region runs from base 2411 to 4522 and encodes 703 amino acids. The transcript has 4 exons. NCBI's taxonomy places the organism in Eukaryota, Viridiplantae, Streptophyta, Magnoliopsida, Poales, Poaceae. Gene Ontology annotation, molecular function: protein dimerization activity; DNA binding. The record is from RefSeq and is a predicted model, not a curated record.